Molecule: messenger RNA, 1083 nt
Organism: Cordyceps fumosorosea ARSEF 2679
Lineage: Eukaryota; Fungi; Ascomycota; Sordariomycetes; Hypocreales; Cordycipitaceae
Product: Poly(A)+ RNA export protein
Exons: 3
Coding region: 1-1083 (360 amino acids)
Biological process (GO): RNA export from nucleus; transcription-dependent tethering of RNA polymerase II gene DNA at nuclear periphery
Cellular component (GO): nuclear pore
Molecular function (GO): ubiquitin binding; RNA binding
Source: RefSeq, a predicted model, not a curated record
AUGUCGAGCCUCUUCGGGACGUCGGCGACGGCCGCGAGCUCGAGCACCUCCAACGCAGUUGGCGACCUCAAGUCCGACGUGGCGCUGAGUGAUCCUCCCACGGACACCAUCACAGCGCUUACCUUUUCGCCGGGCCAGAGUCAGCAGGACUUCCUUGCUAUCUCUAGCUGGGAUAACAAAGUUCGCAUCUACGAGAUUGCCCAGAAUGGCCAAAGCCAGGGCCGCCACGCGUUUGAGCACACCCAGCCCGUCUUUGACUGCGACUUUUCCAAGGAUGGAACCAAGGUCGCGUCGGCAUCGGCCGACAAGAAUGUCAAGGUCUGCGAUCUCGCCUCUCAGCAGGACAUUGUCAUCGGCACCCACGACCAGCCCGUACGUUCGUGCCGCUUCUUUGACAACAGCGGCACGCCAAUGGUGGUGACAGGCUCGUGGGAUAAGACGGUCAAGUACUGGGACCUGCGUCAACAAGGCGCCGCCGCGACGGUGCAGUGCCAGGAACGCGUAUAUACGAUCGACGUGCGCGACAACCUGUGCGUCGUGGGCACGGCCGACCGCUACAUCAACGUCAUCAACCUCAAGGACCCGACCAAGAUCUACAAGACGCUUCAGAGCCCCCUAAAAUGGCAAACCCGUGUAGUUAGUUGCUUCACGGACGCUGCUGGCUUUGCCAUCGGCAGCAUCGAAGGUCGCUGUGCGAUCCAAUAUGUCGAGGAUAAGGAUUCUACAUCAAACUUCUCCUUCAAGUGUCACCGCGACGCCGCGGUCAACAACACAGUGGCCGUCCACGCCGUCAAUGCCAUCUCGUUCCACCCCGUCCACGGCACGUUCAGCACCGCCGGUUCCGAUGGUACCUUCCACUUCUGGGACAAGGACGCCAAGCACCGCCUUAAGGGCUACCCCAACGUCGGUGGUAGUAUCACCGCCACCACCUUCAACAAGACCGGCACCAUCUUUGCCUACGCCGUCGGCUAUGACUGGAGCAAGGGCUACCAGCAUAACACGCAAAACUACCCAAUCAAGGUCAUGCUGCACCCGGUUAACGGCGACGAGUGCAGGCCCCGGCCCUCUACGAAGAAGCGGUAG